GCGGGCCCAGCUCAUUGGCGCGGCGGCCCCUCCAGGACCCGCACAUUGUUCCCCGCCCCCGCCUCGGCCACCGCCGCCGCGGCCGCCGCCGCCACCGGGCUAUAAAAACCGACCGAGCCCCGAAAGGUGCGGAUGCUUAUUAUAGACCAGCGAGACCUCGGCGCCCGGAGCCCGGUUCUCCGCUGCGGCUUUCGGGAACCAGCUCCUCUAAUUGCAUCCACAGAGGCGUGCGUAAAGCUCCGAGGGCCCAGGGAGGGAGGGAGGACCCUGCCAAAGCUGCGACUAUCCCCGGGGGCCAUGGACUCGGACGCCAGCCUGGUGUCCAGUCGCCCGUCGUCGCCAGAGCCCGAUGACCUGUUUCUGCCGGCCCGGAGCAAAGGCAGCGGUGGCGGCGGCUUCACGGGAGGCACCGUGUCCUCGUCCACGCCGAGCGACUGCCCGCCGGAGCUGAGCGCAGAGCUGCGCGGCGCCAUGGGCGCGGCGGGCGCGCACCCCGGGGACAAGCUGGGCGGCGGCGGCUUCAAGUCCUCCUCGUCCAGCACCUCGUCGUCCGCUUCGUCGGCGGCCGCGUCGUCCACCAAGAAGGACAAGAAGCAGAUGACGGAGCCCGAGCUGCAGCAGCUCCGCCUCAAGAUCAACAGCCGCGAGCGCAAGCGCAUGCACGACCUCAACAUCGCCAUGGACGGGCUGCGCGAGGUCAUGCCUUACGCGCACGGCCCGUCGGUGCGCAAGCUCUCCAAGAUCGCCACGCUGCUGCUGGCGCGCAACUACAUCCUCAUGCUCACCAACUCGCUGGAGGAGAUGAAGCGGCUGGUGAGCGAGAUCUACGGCGGCCACCACGCGGGCUUCCACCCGUCGGCCUGCGGCGGCCUGGCGCACUCGGCGCCCCUGCCCGCCGCCACGGCGCAUCCCGCGGCCGCCGCGCACGCCGCGCACCACCCGGCGGUCCACCACCCCAUCCUGCCCCCCGCCGCCGCCGCCGCGGCCGCCGCCGCCGCCGCCGCCGCCGUGUCCAGCGCCUCGCUGCCGGGCUCCGGGCUGUCGUCGGUCGGCUCCAUUCGGCCCCCGCACGGCCUGCUCAAGUCCCCGUCGGCGGCGGCGGCGGCGGCGGCGGCGGCCCCGCUGGGCGGCGGCGGCGGCGGCGGGGGCGGCGGCGGCGGCUUCCAGCACUGGGGCGGGAUGCCCUGCCCCUGCAGCAUGUGCCAGGUGCCGCCGCCGCACCACCACGUGCCGGCCAUGGGCGCGGGCAGCCUGCCGCGCCUCGCCUCCGACGCCAAGUGAGCGGCCCGCGCGCCGGCGCGACGUGGCGAG
Messenger RNA from Canis lupus familiaris (dog), 1311 nucleotides. RefSeq names its product oligodendrocyte transcription factor 2 (gene OLIG2). Lineage: Eukaryota; Metazoa; Chordata; Mammalia; Carnivora; Canidae. Gene Ontology annotation, molecular function: DNA-binding transcription factor activity; protein dimerization activity. The transcript is spliced from 2 exons. Bases 133 to 1281 code for a protein of 382 amino acids. The record is from RefSeq and is a predicted model, not a curated record. Gene Ontology annotation, biological process: neuron differentiation; oligodendrocyte cell fate specification; oligodendrocyte differentiation.